Molecule: messenger RNA, 3555 nt
Organism: Penicillium pulvis
Lineage: Eukaryota; Fungi; Ascomycota; Eurotiomycetes; Eurotiales; Aspergillaceae
Exons: 5
Coding region: 1-3555 (1184 amino acids)
Biological process (GO): mitotic sister chromatid cohesion; maintenance of mitotic sister chromatid cohesion
Cellular component (GO): SMC loading complex; chromatin
Molecular function (GO): double-stranded DNA binding
Source: RefSeq, a predicted model, not a curated record
AUGAGCUUCCCACCACCCAAUUCCGGUCAAUACCCGUAUAUCCCUCACCCGCAGUACCAGUCCGGCCACGUCCCCCCGCCGCAGUUGAUAUACAACAAUGUUGCGACCCCUUCGCCAUCGCCAUAUAAUAAUGGCUAUGGCAAGCCGCCGGCCUACCCACCAGGCAUGAUGCCGUAUCCUUCGGCAUACCAGGAGUUCCUUCAGCAACAUCAGCCACAGCAGCAUAUGCAGCCGCCGCAGUUGCAACAAUCUCCCCUCAUUCAUCAGCAACAGCAACUCCAGCCUCAACCCCAACCACGAAUUCCUCAGCCGCAUCAGCAGCAACAAUCCCCUCGUCCUCGACCACAGCAGCCUUUACUUCCUCAUACUCAACCGCAGUCACCGAUGAUAUCUCAUGCGCAACAUCAGUCCCCUCGUCCAUUGCCGCAACAACAGUCUUAUAUUCAGCCGCAUCAAUCCCCGAUACUUCAACAGCCUCGACAGCUCCAAUCGCCGCGACAGCAACAGCAGCAGCACUCUUAUAUUCAGCCACGUCAAUCACCAAUCCUCCAACAACCCCAAUCACUACAAUCUCCGCGACAGCAGCAGCAGCAGCAGCAGCAGCAGCAGCAGCCUUAUAUUCAACCUCGUCAAUCUCCGAUCAUCCAACAAACCGAACAGCUGCAAUCUCCUCGCCUGAGGCCCCCGCAGUCCCCUGUCCAAAAAGCCCAGCGACAGCAGAGCAUAUCACGCCCGGCUCCUAAUAAACCACCGCCUGUGAAACAAUCUCCCGUGCAGCAACCUCGCGUACAGCAACCGCAGGCACAACAAUCACAGGUGCAGCAACCACAGGUGCAGCAACCACAGGUGCAGCAACCACAGGUGCAGCAACCACAGGUGCAGCAGUCCCAGAUACCGCAAUCUCAUGUACAGCAACCACAGCUGCAGCAGUCCCAGGUACCGCAAUCUCAUGUACAGCUAUCCCAGGUGCAACAAUCCCAGGCGCAGCAAUCCCAGGUGCAGCAGUCUCAUAUUCAGCAGUCUCAUGUUCAGCAACCUCCGUCGCUGCCACCAAGUGAGCCUGCACAUCAGUUUGUCAAUCCAGCCAAUUUGUUCGUCGAGCCACCUCUGCCUCUCGCGCCACGGUCUUGGUACACAUCGUCAUCACAAUAUGUUGAUCCAAGCGCCUUGACGUCCUCCUCUGCGGUUGAUUUACCUUUGGUCCCUCUGCCCACUACUUCUUCACCAUCUCUCCCUCAACCACCCCUGGCUCAAAGUGCUCCGAUAGCUCAGAUUGCUCUGCCAGCGAGUCCUCCGAGCAACCCACAGCCUCUCCAAGGACAGUCGAGCUUUCAAAUUCCACAAACUGUGAAGGCCGAGAAACAUCCACCACCUACUCCAAAACAAACACCUGCUUCAAAGCAAACACUCACUUUGAAGCAAACACCAACCCCAAAGCCACCAUCAACACCAAAGGUGUCAGCCCCAUCCGAACUCCCCCAUCCCAAAUCUACCUCCUUGCCGGUUGUCCAUGCCAUCCCACAAGUACUGGUUCCAGCACCUUCCCCAGACUUCAGAAUCAGUAUGCAAAAGCAGCAGCCCCAAAAACCUCCGCAACCGAAAAAGCAGCCUUCUCAAAAAACCGGUGACAAAGUAAUGAAGUCUAACAAGCCCCCGGUUGACUAUCAAGUCUUGCUACUGUCGCUGGCCGACGAAUAUCUAAAUGCCGCUCACCGCCAGGGGACGCAGACCGCGCUGUUAUCUCACCCAGCGGAUGUGGAGGAGUACUAUAAGCUGGUUUCAACAGGGCUUGGAUGUUUAGAAGCUGUGUUGAAAAAUUGGAGAUUGGCGCCUCGGAAAGAAGCUCUUGUGCGACUUCGCUAUGCGCGCACGUUGUUUGAGGAGACGGAAAAUGAUAUUGAGGCGGAGACAGCUCUGAGCAAGGGUAUUGACCUUUGUGAGCGGAACCGCAUGCUGGACUUGAAAUACAGUAUGCAGCACCUUCUAGCACGCAUGCUCCACAAAACCAACCCCAAAGCUUCCCUCAAAGCUGUCGAUGGCAUGAUCCAAGAUGUCGAGGCGUAUCGCCAUGCGGCCUGGGAGUAUGCAUUCCGGUUCCUUCGAGUCUCGUUGUCGCUGUCUUCUCCAUCUCACCAAGACUCUGUUCAGGCUCUUCAACACCUGAAUAAGAUUUCAACCAUGGCCACUCGUAACGGAGACAAGGCUGUCUCAGCCAUGGCGGCCGUCAUCGAAGCUCUGGCACAUCUGCAACAGGGUGGUAGCUCUGAUUCUAUUGAGCAGGCACAGCGUGCAGUAGCUAUUGCACGAAGCCACCAGUUAAAUGACGAGCUCCGUCAUAUCCCUCAGCUUGUCACUUUGAUUCAGAUGGUCGAUAUCUGUUGCAGCAUUCUUGAAUACGAUGUCAACCAGUCCGCCCAAAAGCUCAAGGUCAUGCAAUCGUUGGUGGAUGAAACACUCAGUAAUUCCAACUGGCGAUCCGAUGGUUCAUUUUCUGUUCCACUGAAUGGCAAGUCUGCCGGGCCAUCUUCUAUUGACACAGGAGAUAUCCUUCAAGUUGAGAGUGGCACUCUGCUCCUGAGCUUCAAUUGGCUUCCUCAACAUGAUCUCUAUGCAUUAUCUUAUUUCCUGAGCUCGAUCACGUUGAGUGCUAAGAAUUCAUAUGAUGGUCGCAAGGCUGAGAAAUAUCUUGACGAGGGGCUUCGAAUGAUUCAAGGAUCAUUUACUGCUCCACAAGAAAUCCCGGAGUCCAUGGCGAACGCUGCACGGCGUGUCGAAUGGCGCCGAUCUCUGUACUGCAGUUUCCUCUUGCAGCGUGUUUUCUUGGCUUGCUCCCGAACCGACUGGGAUAUGGCUAGUACAUCUCUCAAGGAACUACGACAGGUCGUUCAAGAUAUCGGACCCAAUAUCCCCAAGCCUGUCGAGUGCCUGAUGGAAUAUGCCGCUGGCACCAUUGCUCAGGCUACGGGAGAUCUCGCCGGUGCCUUCAACAUCUUUCAAUCGCCUCUAUUGUCACUUUCACCUUCAGCUAGCAAGACGACACGCAAUGACCCUUGCCGUGAUACAUCCAUUCUUGCCGCACUCAACACAGUCCUCCUUAUUCGCGAUCCUGCACACCCGUCACAUUCUCAUCUUCCAACAGUGAUGGCAACCCUCGAAUCUUUCUGUUCUUCCAGUCCGAACAAAUACAUCCAGGCAGCCUAUUUUCUAGUUUGCGCCACUGUCCAAACUGAGUCGACUAUCCAGACCAAGCAAUACCUUCAGCAAGCGCUGCAGUCUGCCACGGCUAUCAGCAACAGUCAGAUCACAUGUAUGACUCUGACUUUCAUGAGCUGGAAGUACUUCCGCGGAGUGGUUGGUGAACAAGCUGAAAAGAGUGCGCGGGCUGGUCGAGCCAUGGCUAAGAGGGCCAAUGAUCGCCUUUGGGCUAGUGUAACGGAUGAGAUGCUAGCGGAUACUCUGGAACGACAGGGUAAAGGCGAUGAAGCUCAAGGUGUCCGUGAGGAAGGUCAGCGACUUAUCAUGGGACUCCCACCUGGCUUGAAGCGACCAGCUUAA